ACUAAUUCGUCUCCGAAUUUAAAAUCAUUCUGUAGAAAAAAUCAAUACAUACAGUACGUACUACCAGUACUACAAAAUGUACAGCACAUCAUGAAAAAAGAAUGGUGAUGAACAGAACCAUUAUCUCAAACAACGAUGGCUCGUUUGUCAUCGACGAGCGUAUCUACCUCUCCAAUUCAGGAAGAAGAAGGAAAAGAAGAAGUGUCUGCAUGGAGACGCGAUCCGGAAUCCUCGUUCAGCGAUUGGACGAUCCGUGUCAUUCGAAGCAGCAACGAGAACGCCGUCGUGACUGGCGUCACCAACUUCGACGGUGGAAGCAGUUGUGAUGUGAACGAUAGAACCGAUACUUCGUCGCUUUCCAAUGCUCUGGAUUCAGAAGGACUUGGUGACAGUCACUGUGAUGACGAGGAGGUGACGUACCAUGUUCAUCGUGUCUACUUGGCAUCCGGGCCCCGAAAAAGCGAAUACUUCCGAACUCUAUUCUCAUUGACAACCAACACUCAAGAAAAGGUAUCGAGGACUACAACGCUUGAACUACCAGAAUCUUCGUGUUCGAUUUUCCCUGUACUGUUGGAUUAUAUUUACAGCGGUGAAACCGAAGAAAAUACUGUCUUAUGCGGACACUUCGGUGACAGCAUCGAUGUUGCGGUCCUCAGGGAAGCGGUGGCAUUGUAUUUUUUGGCCGACUAUUUACAAAUACAGAAGUUGAUUCCCAUCACAAAAAAACUUGUUCAAAAUCUCUUGAGCGAUGUGAAUGUACACUUUCUGUGUCGCGAGGCACUAAUGUACGGCAUUGAUUGGAUCAUAGAUGAUUGCAUCAUGGUAGCGUCAUGGUCCCCUCGCGAUUUCUUUGCACCGACAACAGAAACGGGAUCUCCCGCAUCCUGUUCACCAUCGACUCAUCCGAACACUCCCUUGUCACAUACAGCUCCUCCAGCCUCACAAACCUUUGACAUGUUGCCUCUAGAGAGACAAGCAGAGCUAUUGAAACUUUCUUUAUCGCAUACGUUGCGGGAGCUUGGCCGAUUCAAACGGGUCCCAUCUCGAUGGAAGGAUGACAUCGAUGAUGUUGUUGCCACGCACAUGCCGACGUUGAUGCUCAGCAAAGAAAGUGGGGAGAACGAAAACCGAAUCCGGGACUAUCGAUUGCCAGCUCAGGGAUGCGGUUUGCCCUUUCCAGACAACAGAAUGUGUCCCUUGUUUUAUUUUGAUCGAGAUCGAGACCACACAACACCCGUCGCGUCGCCUUUGGCUCAAUCCCAACCAAGUGGGCAGGCGGCUAUUAACGUUGGUUCGAAUUCGUUCGAGACAUAAUAGUUUGAAUUUUGCUGGAAACGACGUAUUCGCUUUGCCGUAGCCCGGACCAUCUUGGCGACAAGCGACAUGUGCACGUCGUCUCGUGGCUCUGUCAUCGUCCGAACCACCUAGGCACCAAUGAAGAAGCACUCGAUUUGUAAUGAAUGAAUGUCGUUCAUAAUGCAAUGUUUGAGAGAAAAAAAACUUAACCAACAC
Pseudo-nitzschia multistriata is the source of this 1512-nucleotide messenger RNA. NCBI's taxonomy places the organism in Eukaryota, Bacillariophyta, Bacillariophyceae, Bacillariales, Bacillariaceae. The record is from the annotation of a GenBank genome assembly.